UCUCACUGAGAAAACAACUGCAUGUUUGUCUCUGAGACUAGCAUCCUCCCUCCUACAGGGAUGAGGGUGCGGGUGGUGAACAUGGAGGGUCAGGAAUUCAUAAUUGAUCUAAAUCCAGACUUGAAAAUCGACGCUGUCAAAAUACGAUCUUUAGGUCAUUUCCUGAACCCGGCUGACAGUAUGAAAAGUUCUCUGUAUCACAAGAUCCUUCUCGUUCGUACAGGAAAAAUACUUAGCGACGAAAAGACACUGUCUCAGGAAGGAGUUACUGACAACGAUGAGUUGAUAAUACUGAAGAAGAGACUAGUCCCAUCCAGAUAUGAGAGCAAAGAUCCGCUGCAGAGAGAAGAAAGUAAAAAAAUCACCAUGGAUACUAUAAAAGAGGUCACAUCCCGUCUUCCUGCAGCAAAAGCACCGAAGGCUCCAGAGACUCCACCAAACCUAGAUUUUCAGACAGAGCUGAGGAAGAUCUUGGUCUCGCUGAUAGAAGCUUCCCAAAAGAUAUUGUGUCUUAAUCCAGAGGCAUCAAAGAUAUUUAAACAAGCUGAAGAUAUGUUAAAAGAAUCAACUGAGCCUAAGAUUGACCAGGUUUCGUUACGAAAACUUACAGAAAUGGGGUUUCCUGAAGGAAGAGCUAAGAAAGCCUUAUUGUUGAAUAAGAUGUCGGUGACAGAAUCAAUGGAAUGGCUAAUACAGCAUGAGGCAGAUCCUGGUAUAGACGAACCUGUCCCUGGUACUGAUGAAACACCAGAACAGGAGGAACAGACUGAGGGAGCUGUAGGAGGCAUGGAUGAUAAUGAUGAUAGUCAGUCACCUCAGGUCACAAAUAUACUCAAAUCACUACGGGCAUUCAGAAGGAGGGAAUUCAAGGCGAAUCCAAGGGCCCUCCAGAACCUAGUGGAGAUGGGAUUUCCUGAAAAAGAUGCCAUUGACGCGCUGAGAGUGGGCAGGAAUGACCAGGAUGCAGCAUGUGACUGGUUGCUAGGAGACCGGAAAACCAAGCCGGAAGAAAUGGAGGAAGGAAUUAAUACCAACAGUUCCAUCUACAAAGCUAUAAUGGCCAAUCCAACAGUACAACUAGGACUGAACAAUCCUCGUUGUUUAUUAGCGUUUCUACAGAUGUUGGAGAGUCCUUUUAUGACACAGCAGUGGCUAAAUGAUCCAGAGACUGGACCACUGUUGGUACAAAUAUCACGUAUUUAUCACUCAGAGAAACACUCGGGUGCACAAUCAGACUCUGCUACCAAAACUGCUGAUACCAUGACACUGUCAUCAUCUAUUUCAUCCUCAGCAUCGUCAGACUCCUCCUUUGCCAGCACAUCAACGCAAAUCCUUUCAUCACAGCAUAAUCGAACAUCCCAAGAGUCUCUCUCAAUACCAAAUAGCCAAAUAUCAAGGUCAGAGAGUGAUCCUAUUGGGACAAGGUCAAGGUUACCAGACAAUGACGAAGUAAAUUCAAGGGCAUUAUUACCAGAGGAUGCUUCAUCUGUUUCGUUAGGAAAUAACCAUACGGAAGAUGGAAGUGAAAAUGAUAUAAGACCUACAGUUGCUAGGCAACAACGUGAUGCGGGGUCACCUCCAGUAACAAUGUCAAGGUCAUCAUCUUCAGGAAAGGUGAAAGGUGAUAACAAGUCUAAAGGAAGGUGACGUCCUGACUUGUAAGCAGCAAGAUUUUAUCGGAUUAUUUAUGUUUUGUUUGAUAUUCACAGCACUCUGUUUUUUUUCUAGUACAUGUACCUAAAGCUAUUUCCUGUCUUGUUCCCAAUUAUUUGUAAAAUUGUGGAACCUGUAAUUAAUUCAGAAACAUUUAGCAACUGGUAUUACUGUGAGUUCCUAAAUCAUAAUGUCUUGGCGAUGCAGUCAUCUUUAGGCAUGUGUUAGUACACUGUAACUUCAGAUGUCAAGAAUUUUUCAAAAUACAGUGUAUUAUUUGACAACUUUCAAAUAAACAUGAAAUUGUAUCUUCAGAACAGAGAAUGUAUUUUUUCAAAAACUGUCUUUCGAUAUUUAAUAAUGUUUCAAAGCUGUGAAUUAACACUCAGAAAUACCAGAUUAAAAUUAAAGACUUUACACAUGCUUGUUUGAUCAUUGCAGUUUAGAAUGUUUAGUUCUAAUUCUGUGCAGUUGCAUGUGCAUUCUUUAAGCAGUCCAGAGUAUUUUCUUUAGUUCCAAGUCCAGUAACAUGUCACAACUACUUAACAUACCACUCCACAAAUGACAGUGUGAUUGGAAUUCAUUCCCUUGAACAAUCUGCCUCAUUUGUAAAUCACACAUAUGUAAUAGAGAAUCCGUGUCAUUGAUUAGUUUUUGGAAGUUGUUUAUUGAAAACAUUAUUUCAUCUUUUGACAAGAUAUUUCUUGUGAUAUUAGCAGGAUAAGUGCUGAUGUGAAGGUUGUGUUAUAAAUUGAGAAGUGCUAAAGCACGAUGUUUGUAAUCACUAUUGUGUAUGUAUAAGAAUGAUAAAUCAGUAUUGCAGUAUUUUCAUAGUGUUUUGAAUUGUCAUGAAUUUUUUUAUGUCCUUGUUAAGAAGUCUGUGACAAAGCUAUAUCAUACUGGUCAUUUUCUAUGUAUAUGGCAAAUUAUGACCAUCUCAAAUUUAUUUAAACAUGUAAAAGGCAUUUGUCCUGUGUAUUAUACUCAUGUCAGUCAUGUUGGGUUUCCGUUGUUCAUCAUAUGAAUGUAGGGGGAUUUGGAGUUCUACCUGUAAGUAUAGGAUUUUGGUUAAAUUGCUGGUUGAAGGUAGGGGGAUAUGGGGUUCUACCAGUAAGUAUAGGAUUUUGGUUAAAUUGCUGGUUGAAGGUAGGGGGAUAUGGGGUUCUACCAGUAAGUAUAGGAUUUUGGUUAAAUUGCUGGUUGAAGGUAGGGGGAUAUGGGGUUCUACCACUGAGUAUAGGAUUUUGGUUAAAUAGCCAUUUGAAGGUAAGGGAGUAUUUGGUUCUACAAGAGGAUGUAGAGCUUGGAUCAAAAUAUUGUAUGAAGUUAGGGGAAUAUUGAGCUCUACCAGAAGAUGUAGAAUCUUUGUCCAAAUAUUGAUGGAGGUUGUGGAAUAUGAAAUUUGGCUUGAUAGUUAGAAUUCUGUUUUGUUAUCUAAGCAUACCACAUGAAGAAUGUUGAUAUCCUUCAUUAUUGACCUUCCUGUUUUUUCCUUCUUUCUAUAUAAUACAGGAACUGCGUAAAAUUGAUAGCUACAUUGUAAGGAGAUAUCAGUGUGUUGAUUGCUUAUAUUACUGCAGUAUAACCUCACUAUUAAGACUUAAAGAUUCUGGAUAAAACUGAUCUGAAUAGACCAUGUAGACAAAUUUCUCUUCUGGUCAUAUUUCCCGAGUAAUCAGAUUGUUAUAUUGGUUUAAAAUGUUGUUCUUAAUUCGGAUAAGCGCACUUGACAACCUAAAUUUAGCUAGCUCACCUGACACCUGGUAGAUGUAUACAGGAUAUGUGCCUGGUAACUUCGUGAUUUUUUGUGAUUGGCCAGUGGUCUGAUAAUUAGUGAGAUGAAAUUCAAUGCAAAACUGGUUUUUAAUUAUAGCUGAUCAUAAUUGUGAGUGGUCUUCACAAUGUAGUCUUACAUGUAAUAGUGAUGCAUGCAAUACACAGACAUACAGAUAAUUUAUUUUUUUAAAUGAAAUUCAGUGGUUUUAAUUGUGAGAAGAUCUUUAACAGAGAUUUCACUAUAAUUCCCUUGUAGUCCAAAUUAUUUCGAUGUUCUAUUCUCCUUUUUUUACAUUAGACAGACCUUUUUCUUAUAAAGUACAAUUUUUUUCCCCUUGAGAACAGUUUUUGUGUGACAGUUACGAGGUAUUGUGUGUAAUGGAAAAUUAUUAAGAAUGUGUGUAAAAAACAUAAAAAUUAUAAAUUGAUUGCAGCACUGAAUUCAAAACCUUUUUGGAUGGUCAUGUAAAUAAAACGCCAGGUUUCAAUAAUUGCUAGGUUUGACAGGCACAGAAAAGUACAUUACAUAUUUAGUUGAUGUACAGACAAAGAUGGCUCAAGAAGAGUGUGCUUCCCAAUGAAUUAACCUGUAUGCCACGUUUUAGUUCAUUUAAAUAAUGGCAUGAUUCAGAAACAGCUGUAUGAUGCAGUUUUAAAGUAUUGUUUAAAGCUUUACUUGUUUCGAAGCGCCCUAUUCUUUAGUUAUUUUUGUCUCCAUACAUAUGCCAUAGUUUCCUGUGCGUGUUUUGAUUAGUAAUUAAAGUACGUUGUUUUCCUUAACGAAAGAUUUUAUUUCAUGAAUCCUAAGAGAUUUAUGAAUAAUCACACAUUUAUAUUUGUGAAGUUGAUUGUUGUUUUUAAUAAAUGAUAUACAUUAUAGAGCACAAUUUGAAAUUCAUUUUGUUGAAUCUAAACGCACAGCCCACAAGGUUUACGAAUUACCUCCCUUUAUGUGUGUUCAAAAUAGGUUUGUUAUAUUAUUUUUGCCUAUUUUUGAAAUAAACAUGGAUACAAAUUUUUUUUAAUUAGCUUAGAAAUUAUCUUCACAAAAAUGAGCUAAUUCAAAUAAUGUUUUACAUGGUUUGAAAUUGAAUGUUGCAAUGAAACUUUUUCAUGAGGUUAUCAUAAUCUUGAGAUAGUGUUUAAGGCCAGUUCAUGUGAUGCUCGUUACAAAGUGCUGUACAUAUGAUGUUAUUAGCUAUGGUAAAACAUUGUUUUAGUUAUUGCAUAAACAUAUCUUCUGGAAGAACAUACCAGUAUUAAACAUAAGCGCCCUUAAGUUUUGCUCUUACAUUUAUUUGAUUUUUUUUUUUACCUAAAGGAUAAAUUCCAAAUGUGAAAGAGCUAAAAGAAUUCAUAAGAAUUUUCAUUUUGUCUUUUUUAAGGCCCUUGUUAGAAGGAAGAACUUUCAUUCAUAAGUUUUCUUUGCUGUUUUGUAUGGUUCCCACAGAAAAAUUGAGAUGCAUCAUAUUUUAAAAUUCUUCAGCAUUUUUUGGAAGUUUGAGUUUUUUCAUCUGAUUAUGAUGGACAUUUUUUUUCAAAAAACCAGGAACAGCUUUUACAUUUAUAAGUAUUUAGUUCUAUCUGUGUAUUUCAUCAUAUGCAUGAUGCCUGAAAUGACAAGUUCUGCCCCAAAAAAAGAAGACAAGAUUGAAGGCCAUGUGCCAUGCUACACAUUUUUGAAAGUCUGUUGCUAUUAAUAGUUAAUUUGGCAUGCUAUCAAUUUUACAAACAUAAUUCUAAAAAUGAGUCUUAAAAAUGAAUUGCUCAAAGAAGUUGUUGGAAAGAUGAUGAACGAAAUCCUGUACCCUGACAUGUUUUACUUUUGUAGCAAAGUGCGACUGUUAUCUUUCUCUUGUAUAAUAAUUGUUUACCAGGGUUGAUUACCACAUCAUACAUGUAUUUACAUGACAAGAAAUUAAUCUUUAUUCACACAUAAUCACACUGGAAAGUUAUGUCAUCCAUGUAUAGAGUGCUUCUUCAAAGAUUCAAGCAAUUUAUCAUAUGUUUGAGAGGUAUGUUUCUAUGCAAAUAAAGAUAUAUGAUGAUGUUGUAA
Molecule: messenger RNA, 5485 nt
Organism: Ylistrum balloti
Lineage: Eukaryota; Metazoa; Mollusca; Bivalvia; Pectinida; Pectinidae
Product: ubiquitin-associated domain-containing protein 1-like
Exons: 10
Coding region: 22-1647 (541 amino acids)
Molecular function (GO): protein binding
Source: RefSeq, a predicted model, not a curated record